AUGACUGCAAGGAUGCAGGGAGCGACCGGCCAGGACAAACCAGGGGACAAACCAGCGCCAAAGAGCCGCGCAACAGAGAUGAAGGGGAGAGUCAGAAGAGCUCUGUGGCUGGUUCUAGGCAUGCUCAGCCUGUCCCUGCUGCUGGUGGUGCAGGGAGUCUACACGACCACCCGGACAGAGAGCCUGAGUGUGUCCGGCUACAUCUCUGGAGUUAUUCUGACCCUUGGAUCGUUCCUAGGACUUCUGGGACUGCGCCUGGAAGAAAACCGCAAACAGCUGCUCACGGCUGCUAUCGUGUUUCUCAGCCUCGGGGUCAUCACCUCUUCCCUGUGCCUGCUGGUCGAUGGCGUCUGUAUUGUCUUUAACAUGGACAUGCGACCACUGAAAGCAAACCGAUGCCAGUACUACAGCAGCGGCAGCAGCUACAUCUACGAGAACUUCUACACCUCUGUGUCAUGUUGGAGUCCAAAGGAGACCUGUAGCAUGACAGUACGGAGUGGGACCUGCUACUGCUGCGACCUGUACGACUGCGCCAAUGGAGACUACCUCAGCAACUACUACGAGUUUGUUGGAGUACGAAGCUGUGAGGAAGUUUUCACUCUGUACAUUUUGAUCUGGAUUCUGAGCGGCCUGAACCUCGUGGCCUUGUUCACAGGCAUUCUUACUACAGCCGUGCUUGGCAGCAUCAAGGACCUGAGGAGCAGCAGCCCUGAGACCUCAGCUUCUCUCCCGACAGCUCCUCUUCUGAUGAACGGCAGCACAUGCACAGUUCACCAGCUCCACCCAGGAGCCUCGAUGUAUUUCCCUCCAGCUGAAGGGACGGCUGUCUCACACAGUUUUCCUCCGUCAUCAUCGUCCAUCGAGUCCAACCCUCCUCCCUUCGCCCCGCUGACCAGCCUGCUGCCCUACAAGGUCAACGGCGUCUCAGCAUGAGCCCCGGCAGCAGCAUUUCACCAGAACACGACCAGAAAACAUAACUCACAAACAUCAGUGUAAAAUCAUUGUGGCCUAUAUAUUAGUGAAGUUCCUGAAUCUGAAUAUGUAAUGUGAUAGAUGGAGGCAUACAGUCAUUGAAAAAAUGACCAGACCAGCUGAUAUCUUGA
Centropristis striata (black sea bass) is the source of this 1103-nucleotide messenger RNA. Its product is annotated as transmembrane protein 255B. Lineage: Eukaryota; Metazoa; Chordata; Actinopteri; Perciformes; Serranidae. The record is from RefSeq and is a predicted model, not a curated record. The transcript has 9 exons. Bases 1 to 933 code for a protein of 310 amino acids.